Brassica oleracea var. oleracea is the source of this 2556-nucleotide messenger RNA. RefSeq names its product glycine-rich domain-containing protein 2-like. Bases 107 to 2449 code for a protein of 780 amino acids. Lineage: Eukaryota; Viridiplantae; Streptophyta; Magnoliopsida; Brassicales; Brassicaceae. The transcript is spliced from 4 exons. The record is from RefSeq and is a predicted model, not a curated record.
AAACUCAAGUUCAUACUUUUCUCUCAAAAGCGUGUUCUUGCACGAUAACAAACAUAUCAAAAACGUUUGUGUUUUACUAAGACUUUUCUCGUAAAACUUGUAAGAGAUGGACGAGGAAAUGAAUCAAAAACUGGAAUGGCUCGAAGCUCAGAAGAUAGAGAUAAGCGUUGACCUCUUUGCUGCAGCCAAACAACAGCUUCAGUUCCUCGCAGCUGUUGACCGGAACCGUUAUCUCUACGAUGGCCCUGCACUCGAAAGAGCCAUCUACAGAUACAAUGCUUGCUGGCUUCCUUUGCUAGCUAAAUACACUGAGCCCUCUUCCAUCUGUGAAGGACCAUUAGUCCCUCCUCUUGACUGUGAAUGGGUUUGGCAUUGCCACAGACUCAACCCAGUGAGGUACAAGACUGACUGCGAGGAACUCUAUGGGAGAGUCCUCGACAACUCUAACGUCUCAUCUUCCGUUAAUGGAACCUCCAAGUCACAAACUGAAACUCUAUGGAGGAGACUCUACCCUACAGAGCCUUAUGACCUUGACUUGAUCAACAAGACAACCUCAGAAACAGAGAGAAAACACACCACCACCACUUAUGAUCUUGUUUCAGCUGUCAAGAGACAAUCUACGUUCUACUACCAAGUCUCAAGACCUCACGUAGACAACGACGUCUUCCUCCGAGAAGCUGUGGCUAGAUACAAAGCCUUCCUCUACUUGAUCAAGAGAAACCGAGAAAGAUCGGUUAAGCUUUUCUGCGUUCCAACUUACGAUAUCGACCUAAUCUGGCACACGCACCAGCUCCACGCUCUCUCUUACUGCAAGGACAUGACGAAGAUGAUCGGUAAGGUCUUGGAGCAUGAUGACACGGACUCUGACCGUAGCAAAGGUAAGAAGCUGGACACUGGCUUCUCUGGAACUACUGCUAUGUGGGAAGAAACGUUUGGUGCAAGGUACUGGAAAGCUGGUGCUAUGAACCGAGGUAACACCCCGAAGGCGGUUACAACUUCUCCUUGUGGUUUCUUGGGGAAGAAGUUAAUAACUGCUGAAGAGGAUGUAAUAGUGAUACAAUCUCCAGAGGUGGAUGUUAUUGAGGUUGUGUUGGAGAUUGUUGGGGUUAAGAAUUUGCCAGAUGCUUAUAAAGGGAAAGUGUUUGUUGUGUUUAGUAAAACACAACCUGAUUCUCUGUUUAACGCUGAGCGUAGGCUUAGUGUUUUAUCCGAGUCUUGUGGGGAGAAGCAAGUCGCUAUGUUUAAGUGUGAGCCUAGAGGAGAGCUUAGGUUUCAGCUAAUGUCUUGUAAGUCUAAAGCCUUAGGGUUUGUGUGUUUAUCUCUGUCUGAGUUUCUGUUUCCGGUUAGUACACUCUCUGUUGAGAAGUGGCUUGAGUUAACAACGCCGGCUAAAAGAGGAAAGGACCCCAUCUCUCUGCGAGUUGCUGUCUCGUUUACUCCACCAACUCCUAGUCCGACUGUUCUACACAUGGUUCAGACAAGACCUUCGCUGAAAGACUCUUGUUUCUUCCCUCUUGUCGGAAAGGCACGUCUUGCUAAGGUGUUUACACGCGUUGUUGAUGAAUCCGAGACAGAGGUGAUGAGUCUUCAGAUGAGAAACUCUAGCGGUGAUACAAGACAAUUGAUUGGUGAGAAAGGGAGUGGUGAAAGUUUGGUGAUGGCAGAGUAUGAUGGGAGUUAUUGGUCUUUGCUUGAUUGUAAAUGGUCACUUAAGAAGAUAAGGAGUGGUGAGAGAGAUGGUCCUUUGUUUGAGAUUAUGGGUGAGAGAAUGGUGAGAGUUUACUCAGGGAGGAAGCUGGAGUAUGAGCCAAAACAUUGUGCAAAGCUGAGAAGUGAGCAAGAUUUUUUCAUGACUGCUGUUGAGUUCUCAAAGGAACAUCCUUAUGGUAAAGCUGUAGGGCUGCUAGAUUUGAAAACUGGUUCUAUUGAGGCAAAUGAGAGAUGGUUUGUUUUGCUUGGAAUAGUAUCUGCUUUCAUACUCAGUGAUCUUCUCAAGAAGGAAGGCUCUUUAGACAAAGUGAAAGCUAAUGUAAUAAAAGAGGAGACUGGAGUUUUGACUGAUCAAGUGAAGUUAGAAGAAGAAACAAUGAUGAAUUUGGACGUCACUACUCCAGUUUUGGAAGCAGCUGAGAAGGUAAAUGGUGGUGCUAAGUGCUAUUCUAAGGAGCUUAACGCUAGCGGUGGCUGCGGUGUUGGUUGUGGUGUAAAAAGUGGGAACAUUACUGAAGAAGAAGGUGGGCAUUGUGGUGGUUGUGGUGGUAGUGGGUGCAGUGGAGGCGGUGGAAGAUGUGGUGGGAUGACGAAGAUCAGUGGCUGCGGUGGCGGCUCAUGCGGUGGCGGUUCCUGCGGUAACUGCAGUGGAGGAUGUGGUAAUAUGAUCAAGAGUAAUGCUAAUGAAGAUGUUCGAGUAGCAGCACCAGAAGCUCUAAACGACGCCGUUACAGUUUGAUUAUUCAACUACACGAACCAUAUUAAGUUACAUGAUUACAUCUAUGUAAUAUUAAUAAAUGGACUAAAAAUCUAAUAAAACUAAAAUGAGAGAUGAUGUUUUUUCUU